GCUCCGGACGCCCGGGGGGGACCAUGCUCCGGGCCUCGCCGGCAGCCCGGGGACCCGGCACAACUUAGCGGGCAGCCCUAGGAGUUGUCGCCUUUCUUCCCCCUCGCCAGUUCCGCUCUUGAUCGGCUGUGUUCCUCUUUUCCUGGAGGCCCGGAGGACCCUCGCCCCGGUCCGGCUGCAGCCAAACCCGCACAACUUCCCGGGAGUCCGGGCCAAAGUGAGCGCAAAGUGCUGCCCAAGUUGCCGGGAUGGAGCUGCAGAGCCGGCCCGAGGCGCUCGCCGUGGAACUCGCUCGCCACCAGAACGGCGACCUGAAGAAGCAGCCGCGGAUCGCAGCGCUCAGCGACAAACAAACUUUGGGAACCAUCACUGCAGUGCCUGUCACGGGUCCUCAGGUCAGCUCCUUGCAGAGGUUGGCCGGGCAAGGAGCGGCAGUGCUACCUCAGGUUAGGCCAAAGACUCUGAUUCCAGACAGCCUCCCUGUCACCCCCGGCAGGGACCGGCCACCUAAGCAGCCCCCAACCUUCCAAAAGGCCACUGUGGUCAGCAUCAAGAAUCCCAGCCCAGCCCUCCCCACUGCCAACAACACCGUCAGCCAUGUGCCAACGCCUGGCAGCCAGCCCCAGGCCCUCGCCGAGCCCACCGCCAUCACCUCUCCCCUGAGCAGUGCCGGGGUGGCCUACGCCAUCAUCUCCACCUCCCCCAGCAAUGCUGCCACCGUCGCCCCCAGCACCGCCGUGCCCGUGGCCAGUGACAGCAUCAAAGUGCAGCCCCUCCUCAUCAGUGCCGACAGCAAGGUCAUCAUCAUUCAGCCUCAAGUGCAGACGCAGCCCGAGAGCUCAGCGGAGUCCCGGCCGUCCACAGAGGAGCCAUCUCAGGGAUCUCAGGCCACCAAAAAGAAGAAGGAGGAGCGACCCCCGAGCCAGGAGAGCCCCGAGAAAAUCGCCUUCAUGGUGGCACUAGGGCUGGUCACCACCGAGCACCUGGAGGAAAUCCAGAGCAAGCGCCAGGAGCGGAAGAGGAGGAGUACAGCCAAUCCUGCCUACAGUGGCCUCCUGGAGACAGAGAGGAAGCGACUGGCCUCCAGCUAUCUCAAUAACCCCCUGUUCCUCACAGCACGAGCCAAUGAGGACCCCUGCUGGAAGGGUGAGAUCACCCAUGAUGAAUACUGUGCCGCCUGCAAGCGAGGGGCCAACCUGCAGCCCUGCGGCACCUGCUCAGGGGCCUACCACCUCAGCUGCCUGGACCCGCCCCUCAAGACGGCGCCCAAGGGCUUAUGGGUGUGCCCCAAGUGCCAGCAGAAGGCCUUCAAGAAGGAAGAGGGGGUGCCCUGGACUGGGGUGCUGGCCGUCGUCCACUCCUACGUCAGCCACAAGACAGUCAAAGAAGAGGAGAAGCAGAAGCUGCUGCGGCGAGGCGGGGAGCUGCACAGUGAGCACCAGCAGCUGGAGGAGCGGGACCGGCAGCUGGCCUCGGCGGUGAAGAAAUGCCUGGAGCUAAAGACAAGUCUCCUAGCCCGCCAGAGAGGCACCCAGUCGUCGCUGGACCGCCUCCGGACUCUGCUGAGACUGAUCCAGGGCGAGCAGAUGCUCCAGGUCGCCAUGGCAACUACCAGCCCUUCCCCACUGCUGGCUGGGCCCUGGACCAAGCCUUCAGCCACAACCAUUUGCUCUACCCUCCAGCAUCCCCAGGGCCACAACUGACCCCAGGGACCUGUGUCAUACCAUGAAAAGUUAUUAGGACCCUGUUUCUCAACCUGGGGGUUCUGUUGGCCUUAAUUCAUAAACUCUAUGAAUUUUAGACAAAAAAUAAACCAGACAGAGGAGGAAGGAGGAAGGGAGGAAGAGUAGGGUGAACAUCCCAGAGCCAAAACCCACUGGAGGUGGAAUCCUGUACCCUUCCUGGCCUUAGAGGAUGCCUGGAGGGCAAUGGUGCUGUGACUGGCCAGGGCACAGGCCGUCCUCACCCUCAGCUGUCAUGGGGCUGCCUUGAAGUUCUGCGGUCUCUGUGGCCAGCUCUCUGCUUGUGUCAUCCCUGUAGAAGAGAGCUGCCUCUGAAAGACAAGGCCCACUGCUCUGUGUAGCCUUGUGAGAACUGAGGUGGCUCGGGAAUGGGUGUGGCGGGAGCCUCUGAGACUGAGGGGACAGCAAGCUUCGGUAGUUCUCCAGUGGCCUUGGGGCUCCCUGCACCCUCUCAGCCCCUGCCCCUUUCCAUCAGUAUUACUAGGGUGAGAAUUGCAGCCAUUUCUUUAGACAGGCUGGAGGCCAGCUCCCCCAGGUCGCUGUAGUGGGGCCUGCGCCCCGAGUCCUGGCACUCUUGUUGCCCCCGCCUCCUUCCGUUGAGUCUCUGGGACGCUUUUGCUGUCGAUGUAUUUUUCUCAUGGAGUUCCAGGGGAGAUGGAGCUGCUGUCGUUCAAGGGACGUGUCUUGUGGGUCUCCACUUAAGAUGGAGCCUCCAAUGCUCUCCUUUGGAAGAGUCACUAAGCAGCCAGCCCUCCUCUUGCCAGUGACAGACACUAUGCCAAAAAUCGCUUCACAUCUUUGUAUGGCGUUUUUAUUGUAAGAUACGUAAUGUGAACAGCGCUUCUGCUGCCCUUCCUCCGUGUCUGGUAGUCUCUCCUUCAAGGUACGAAGGGGCACCCUCCCCUGAGAGGCUGGCCAGACAGGGCACCUAAGGGGCUUUAGCUACCCAGGGAAGCGGGGAGAGAGGGUGCAUCCUCGAGUUCCCUCCUGGCCCCAUCUCCCUGUUAGCAGGGCCCAGCAUCCCUGUGAGCCAUGCAGCCCAUCUUGCCCGCCCCCCACUUCCCUGUCCUGAGGGACUCAGCACAAACCGUAUGCAUCCAGGAGCCGUAAGGCUCCACCCAAGCAUAUCACACGGUGCCGAAUUGCAUUGAGCACACAUGUGCGUGUGCAGGCAGCGUGGCCACAGACGCGCACAUGUGCAUGCAGACAUAGGUGCAGAGCGGGGAGGCUGGGAGGGGUCCCGCCACCAGCCACCGUCCCUCUUUGUCAUUUUCACGACUCCGGGAGAAACUGUGCUGUACGAUACAGAUCUAUUUUAAUACACGUAACACUGGGUUGAACAAGAUUUUUAUAUUCUUUUAUUGAUGAACAAAGUGAACCUUGUGAGGCACACGUCUUCUAUAUUGGUUACGUCAAGCUGAUUAUGCAGUCGUGCAUGGCUGGCAAUAUACAUGUCUUCAAGUUCCUCUUCUGUUGGCUUGCUUUUCUUCUUGGAUGGCUUGAAUUCAAUUUUUUAAGAAACAUCACGGGAGGAUGUGGAAGGCUGGACCCUGAGGGGUAGCUGCCGACGUGUCUUGAAACUGUUAGUUUUUGGGGACUGAGGAGGACCGUCCAGUGGAUAGUGAGGGUAGAGAAAGUGUUUGUCUUAAAUCUGCCAACGUAGUUUUUCCUUCUGUAUGAUGCAUUAAAAACUCGAUUGACCAUUUUAAA
Molecule: messenger RNA, 3452 nt
Organism: Jaculus jaculus (lesser Egyptian jerboa)
Lineage: Eukaryota; Metazoa; Chordata; Mammalia; Rodentia; Dipodidae
Gene: Phf21b
Product: PHD finger protein 21B
Exons: 13
Coding region: 249-1703 (484 amino acids)
Source: RefSeq, a predicted model, not a curated record